Molecule: messenger RNA, 1280 nt
Organism: Dothidotthia symphoricarpi CBS 119687
Lineage: Eukaryota; Fungi; Ascomycota; Dothideomycetes; Pleosporales; Dothidotthiaceae
Exons: 1
Coding region: 423-1247 (274 amino acids)
Source: RefSeq, a predicted model, not a curated record
AUAUCUCACACCCCCUACGCACUACCCCACUUACUAUUCAUCUCUGCAUAGCGAAAGUAGAGUACAAGUAAAAGCAACAGCAGAUAAGAAGGAAUUCACAUACACUCGAAUAAGCCGUGGUGUGGUGUGGCACGGUACGGUACCCUAGCCCUGACACGCACAUGAAACGCAGCAAAAACCAAGAACACGAGAUAACAAACGCGCGGUUUCACUUUCACACCUCGACUAUCCAAUCACAACCCAUCCACGCAUCUUUACCCAUACCAUCCAGAGUUUGUGGGGACGUGUAUAUAUAAUGAUCUAAACACCCGACCCGCCCGUUCAUACAGGCUGUUCUUUCUCUCUCUCUAUCUUCGUUUCUUGUUGUUGGUUUCUAUUCUCUGAGCUGGUCUCACUUUACACAAUCCAAUUCUUUAUUCAAAAUGACCAUACCCCUCAUCCCCCUCCUAACAUACACACUCACCACCCUUCUCCCACGCACAUUCUACCUCCUCGCGUACGGCCUCGCAUGCCUGCUUGUGCUCGAGGGGGUGAGGUUGGUGUGUGUGGAUCGCGAUGUGAGGGCGUUGGAUGGGUGGCUGGAAGGACAGGUUGUAAACGCUGGGGGAAGAGAGGAAGGGGAAGGGCAAAAGGAGGUUGGGGUAGAGGGAGAGGGAAAGGAGAUAGGAGAAGAUGGGAGGAGGGUGAGACGGGCGCCAUCGCCAUCGGUACCAACACAUGGAUCCAGGACAUCGAGUCCGCGCCAGGAGUAUGGGUAUGCGUACAGCCAGGACUACACCCAUGGUUAUGGGUACAGCCAUGACUAUAACCACGGCCAUGACUACAACCCCAACCUCAACCUCGAUCAUGCCUACAACAACAACAACACCUACACCUACAUCCCCAACCACAACCAAACGUACACAUACACCCACGAUUCCAUCCACCCCGCGCCCACCCCCACACAUGCGCAUGCGCAUACGCACCCACACACCAUCCCCGAGCAGGCUAAACGCUCCCCGCGCCCAGAGCGCAAGAAACCCGACUCCACACGCCUAGCACCCAGUCCCGAGACGCCGCUGCGCAGGAAGAAGCGGGAUGCGAGUAGUGCGAGUCCAGCCGCUAGUAUGCGGCGGCGGCGUGCGGAUUCAGGGACCGGUGAGUCCGAAGGAGGGGUGGAGAGGCGGAUGCGGAAGAGGGAGGGUAGUAGUGGGAGUAGCAGUAGUAGUAGAAGUAGGGGGAUGGUUGGAUUUGGGGGGCAUAUAUAAGCCCAAAUUACAAUAUAGUAGGAUUAUCCACCC